UUUGUGUGCAACCUGGACAGUCUGCUAAGCACAGGCAUCACAAUAGCGGUAUAUCUACGAAACUUUCUUCGGCGACUAAAAUUCCACGGAAGCGUCUCCUUUGAGGUCGCAACAGUGUGGGAACAGCCAGAUCGGCAAUAUUAUCAUAAAUGGGCCGUGCUGACUGACCCAACGGAUCUGACGGCGGGUCCGAAAGGUUACGUGAAAUGUAAUGUCAUAGUAAAUACAAAGGAUGAGCGAGUGAAAGUGCAUCCAGAAACAGAAGGUGAAGAUGAUAUUGAAGGCAAUCUAUUGUUGCCUAUCGGAGGUGAGAAUCUGCCUUUCAGACAACGCGCUCGAUACAUUUUCAUCGUUUAUCGCGCCGAUGGAUUACCGGAUAUGAGUAACUUGUGCAGAAAAAACGAUUUUGAGAAUAUUAAUCCCUACGUGCAAAUAUCUUUCGCCGGAAUAAAAGGAUCGACAAGUGAAAUAUGGCAAACGUACUCCCCGAGGUUCCACGAGGGCAUCAUUUUCAAGGAAAUCUUCCCCGCUCUCUGCCGGCGUGUGAGAAUCACCAUAAAACACCGUAUCGACAGUUGCCGGACUUGCAUCGUGGCAGUUUAUAUUCUAGACAUGACGAAGGUCUCGAAUUCUGGAGAAUAUGGAUUCCUGCCGACUUACGGGCCGUCUUUCAUCCACUUUUACGGAUCCGACUCGGUGGAAAGGAACGGCUGCGCCAGCAAAUGCUUGACGCCGAUGCCUUUGUAUCGCGGUAGGGUACUUCUGUCGCUGAAAACUGAAAUGGAUGACCCAGAAGCAUCCCCCGGAAUCGAAGUCGAGACAGCACCGGCAUUUCCCAUUAUCGAAAAAAGCUUGUGGUCAACCGAGGAAUACCUUCUGGUCGGCGUACUGUAUGACGUGUGUAUGAUCGACCGUUCUCGAUUCGGAUCGAAAUUGAUCAGCUUCGAAUUGAGUCUGGGAAACGCGGGCAAUCGGCAAUUUUCGCGGAGCCAAUGCGCGGCGAACAAUAACGAUGGGCAAUCAGUGGUAAACGAUUCGCCGGAGAAGCCCCCGAAAUUCGAAAGUCAAUCAACUCCGCGAGCAACCGGCACUCUGGAUGGCAAGUACAAUUAUUUGCCUCUAGGCUCCAGGAAGCCCUGUCUGCACGUGAAAUCCUGGUGGCCGAACGUGGAAUGGAGGAUGCAUAACAGCAAUAAUCUCCGCUAUAUCGCGGAUUUUUUGGAGGCAAAACUGGAGAAACUAAAGGUACUCAUGGCCGUGGAGAGUCCGAUAACCUUUGACUCUUAUAACGAGACGAUUCGCGCGUUGAAGGUUCACUGCACGCGCUAUCUGCACGUGCUGGAUACUGGCAGAUACGAAGACGAAGGUGGAACCACCAAACUAGACCACCACCGUGUAAACUUGUGUCGUAAAAGCAUCGAGGAUAUUCUCAAGAGGAUUAAAAUCAACGGCGAACUUCCCAAUAACAAUUACAUGAGAAUCGCGAUGAUUCACGCGUAUCAAUAUUUGGAAAAAUUGAGAAGUCUGUGCGAAGAUCCUCAGCACAGUCUUCCCGACGCCUUUAUCUGGAUGAUUGCUGGCGCGAAACGCGUCGCUUAUUCGCGAUUAUCCGCCGAAGAGAUAAUCUAUUCUGAGGAAGCCGCCGAGAUGGGCGAGAAGUGCGGCCGGCGAGUCAAUCUCUUCCCCGGAAAUCCGGAAAACGAAGCUGUCGAGUACACCGCCUGCAAGAUCGAAGUAUUCUUGUGGCUCGGCAGCGCGAGAUACGCCUCUGCAUGUUGGAGCGCAAUUCCGCCUGGUUACGAAAUCGAUCACAGCGGGGCCGUCGAUACCUUCCCGAAGUAUAUUGAAUACAAUCAGUCCUCGACGUUCCAAUUGCGAGCUCAUGUAUUUCAAGGUCGCUUCGAUCCGGGAAUGGACACUUCCGGCUUGUUGAAUUCUUUCGUACGUGUUGCGUUUCAGGGAUACACGGCUUCCACGCAAGUGAUAAGACAAAGUUUAGAUCCAUUUUGGGAUCAGACACUGGUUUUUCCUUCGGUUGUCUUGCACGGCACUAAGGAGUAUAUUAAAUCUUCACCGCCCGAAGUCGCUUUACAGGCUUUCGAUCAAGAUUUAUAUGGCACGAAAGAAUUUUGCGGCAGGUGUAUCGCAGUGCCAUUAGUGAAACUCGCAACAGAAACUUACUCGCCGCCCGAUUUUCCGCCGAAAUUAAAAUGGUACAAGUUCCAGUCGCAAAGAGAUUGCACCGGCUCGGUCCUCGCCGCUUUUGAACUGAUAGAGACUGAGGAUAAAGAGAUUUUGGACGUUCCGAUGAGCAUGUCAGCGGAGGAUAAGAUUUACAGCAUUCCGCCUGAUAUCAGGCCGAGAAUGGCGAACUACAGACUGGAGGUGAUCUUUUGGGGUGUUCGCGACAUGAGGAAGAUAAACUAUAUGCCGGUACGCAAACCGAGAAUUAUAGUGGAGUGCGCCGGAGUGCACGUGAAGUCGGAGGUGAUGAAGAACGCCAAGAAAUUCAGCAACUUUGAAGAACGGCAUAUUAUGAUCGAGAUGGAAAUGCCAGAGCUCGACAUUUACUAUCCGAGCAUCACCAUAAAGGCUUACGAUUCCCGCGGAUUCGGCUGCUUCAAGUAUGCCGGGAUCUGCAUUAUCCCCAGCAUCCACGUGUUCCUGCAGCAAUUAAUAACCGAGAAGGAUUACGAUGCGCAAAUAUAUGGAUCAAAAUUUGUGCUGAAAUUCCAGUUGGAAAAGUGGCAGCCGGCGACAGUGUUGCCCUUGCCGAUCGAUUAUAGUCCCUCGAAAGAGGAGAGCAAAGGUCUUAUUGCGUAUAAGAGAAUGGCAGGAACAGACGUCCACUCUAGACUGAAGAGACUGUUUGAAAUCAUAAAGAGGAUAUUAAAAUUUGCGUUUCUUGCCAAGAAAAAGAAGAUGGAAAUCUACGAAGACGACGAUGACGAAACUCUAGAUUGGUGGAGUAAAUAUUUUGCUUCUCUUCAGAUCUAUCCUACGGAAUUAGAGAUGCAGCCGCAGUUUGAGGGCUUUCGAGAUCGACUGGAUACUUUCGAGUUGUGGCGUGGCAAGAAGGGCAUGCGUCUCGACCAGGCCGGAGAUAAUUAUGCUGGCAAAUUUAAGGGACACAUUUCCAUAUAUCGAUGGCCGCAUCCUGAUAAUCUUUCAUGCAAAACGAGAAGCGGGAGAGACGCGGCUAAUGGUCUGUGCAGCGAUUAUCCGCCUCAAGAGCCUGUUAAAUUCCUCGUUAGAGUAUAUAUCGUAAAAGGCAUCAACUUACAACCGAAGGAUCCCCUCAGCGGCAAGUCCGACCCGUAUCUUUACGUGCGGCUGGGAAAAAAUUCUAUCAGUGACAGGAAGAAUUAUAUAGCCAAUCAAUUGAACCCCACGUUUGGCCGUUUGUUCGAGAUCGAGGCGAGUUUCCCGCAGGAUUACAUGCUGACGAUUCAAGUGUGGGAUUUUGACGCAACAACGGCGGACGAUCUGAUCGGCGAGACGCGAAUCGACAUCGAGAAUCGAUUCUACAGCCGGCACCGGGCGCACUGCGGGAUUGCGAACGUCUACCGCACCGCCGGAUAUAACGUCUGGCGCGAUCGCGAGAGGCCAACGCGGAUCCUGGAGCACCUCUGCAGAAGAAACAAUCUGCCGUCACCGGAAUACAGCGAACGCGAAAUUAAGAUUGGCAAGCACACAUUUCCCUUUCACGCUGUGAUCGAACGCGAAGGCGAAAUCGACAGAGAAGAAUACAUGGCCUUGAACGUGCUUCAUCGUUGGCAAGACUUCCCUAUCUGUGGAUGCACUUUGGUGCCGGAGCACGUCGAGAGACGGCCGCUUUUCAACGCUAAGCGGCCCGGUCUCGAGCAGGGCAAACUGGAGAUGUGGAUCGAUAUGUUUCAAAUCGGACAAUUACCGCCGAAACCGGCGGUCAACAUCGCCCCACCAACACCGGAGGAAUAUGAAAUUCGCGUGAUCGUUUGGAAUACCGAGGACGUACCGCUGGUCGAGAGCCAAUUUCUCACCGGAGAGAAGUGCUCCGACAUUUACGUCAAAGGAUGGAUUCUGUACGAGGACUUUCAAAAGACUGACAUUCACUAUAAUUCUCUAAACGGCGAGGGCAACUUCAAUUGGAGAUUCGUGUUUCGAAUUAUGUAUUCGAAGGGCGAGAAUGUCAUGAUAGCGCGCAGAAGGAUGUCAAUUUUUGCCAGGCAUGAGACGGAAGAAAAGUUGCCGUGCAAGCUUCGUUUACAAGUGUGGGACAGUGAUCAUUUCUCAUCAGAUGACUUUUUAGGAGAGUUAACAUUGGACUUAUCGAGAAUGCCGCGGGGCAGUUCGAACUCCAAAAACUGCACGCUAAAAUUACUCGAACCGCAGUUACCCACGAUGAAUUUAUUCAAAGUUACGCGAACUAGAGCUUGGUGGCCAUUCGCGCGCAGCAUUGCCACUGGAAAGUACAUUCAAGCGGGCAAAGGUGAACUGGAAAUAUCUGUAUUGCGAGCAGUAGAUGCAGACAAUCAACCGGCAGGCAAAGGACGAGAUCCGCCCCUAAAUCUUCCGUCUCCAAGGCGACCCGAUACCUCCUUCUCUUGGUUUCGCAAUCCAUGGAGAGCAUGCUGCUUUGUUCUUUGUCGCUAUUACAAAUGGCGAAUAAUAUGCUGCUUUACAUGCACACUAUUCGUGUUGCUAGUAGCGUGCGGUGUUUACGCUUUCCCGGGAUAUUUCGUUAAGCGCCUCUUGGGCGCUUAGUUUGUGAACGUUAUUUAACAAAUAUAUAUGCAUUUGAAUUAGCUUUUACUGUAUAAAUUUAUAAAACUUGCAUUAUUAGUAUCAUAGAUAAGACAGAGAUUAUAAUAAUAUGUUAAAAAUAUAUUCUUCUUUACCUGAAAUGUGUUAUAAACGCAAGAAAUAUUUUCUCGCAGAUCGGAGUACUAUAUAAAACAAUGAAUUUAUUUUGCAGAUUCGUAUCAAUAUAAAAUUAAUUAGUCAUUAAUGAAUGACAUAGCUUCGGUUCACAGUCGAUGUAUCUCGCGUUGCAGAUGUGACGACACUGCGUAUCGGCGCCAAGAGUAGCUCUUGCGUGAUACGAAUGCUUCGAAUAUCACAGUAUUAAACACGGUGUGCAUAAAGAAAGUCAAUAGUGUGCAAUCGUCGUGUACCGUAUUAUUUAUUUGUUCAACGUAUCCGCUUACAAAUAUCGGAAGUGUCAUGCAGAUGUCAUGUGGACUGAUAUUUAAUUACAUAUAUCAUAUUGCAUUAAUUAAUGCGCGCGAUUCUAAUUAAUCGGGUUUUCUAAUCGACCUUAUCAUAUCUAAUACGAAUGAGUGUUCGGAUCAAUGAUGAAGUC
Linepithema humile (Argentine ant) is the source of this 5344-nucleotide messenger RNA. Lineage: Eukaryota; Metazoa; Arthropoda; Insecta; Hymenoptera; Formicidae. The record is from RefSeq and is a predicted model, not a curated record.